Engraulis encrasicolus (European anchovy) is the source of this 2000-nucleotide messenger RNA. RefSeq names its product family with sequence similarity 98 member B (gene tslig3b). Lineage: Eukaryota; Metazoa; Chordata; Actinopteri; Clupeiformes; Engraulidae. Gene Ontology annotation, cellular component: tRNA-splicing ligase complex. Bases 89 to 1252 code for a protein of 387 amino acids. The transcript is spliced from 8 exons. The record is from RefSeq and is a predicted model, not a curated record.
CUUACAAUGUGGCGUGUGUGAAGAUUGACCAAAAAAACGCUGCUUCCCAUUGUUCAGUAGCUUACCUCGAUAUACCAUAUUUUCUGCAAUGGAAUGCGAUGUAUUAGAUGCUCUUGAACAACUAGGGUAUGAGGGACCUGUCCUGGAUGAGAAAGCUCUGUCAGCUGCAUCGGAGGAUGGGUUGUCGUCAUCAGACUAUGUGAAGUUGUGCGUUUGGCUGAUUUCCAAACUGAAUCCCUCUCUAGAAAAAGAACCCCUAAUAUCACAUGGAGAUGGCUGUCACCUCGAAAUUGCUGCGCUUCUGAAGGACAUGUCCUGUCCCUACGAUGGAGUUGUCUCCGGACUGACGUCAGGAAAGCUGAAUACCAAGAAGGAUGCUCUGAAACUUGUCUUGUACCUGGCAUCCGAGUUACAAGCUGCACAGAUAGUGAACAGCAGGCCAGUCAAGCAUGCAGAGAGGGAGGACAAAGACGCUCCAACUUCAGACAUCCAAGCCAUCUGCAAAACACUAAACAUUUCACAAGACACAGAGGAUGAUGUCUUCCCCAGAAUAGAGGAGAAGAUUACAACUGUACUGAAAGACGUCCCAAAUGGCCACGUUGGAAAAGCUGUGUUCAAACAUUCCCUCGACAAUGACCAGUGGGCAAAGUUGGAGAAGAUCAAUGCACUCCUCUCCUCGGAGUAUCAGUGUCGUCGCAGGAUGCUGAUCAAGAGGCUGGACGUCACUGUGCAGUCCUUUGGCUGGUCAGACAGAGCAAAGGUAAAAGUGGACAGCAUGGCAAGGGCAUACCAGCCCAAGCGGCACUCGUUACACCUGACGACCUCGGUGAGCCUGGCCCACCUCCUGGCCGCCAGAGAAGACAUCUGCAACAUGGUCAAGACCAGCAGCGGCUCCACACGAGAGAAGACCGCAUGCGCCGUCAACAGGGUGCUGAUGGGCCGGGUGCCCGAUCGGGGCGGGCGUCCGGAUGAGAUCGAGCCACCCCCGCCUGAGAUGCCCCCCUGGCAGAAGAGGCAGGACGGGGGAGGAGGCCGAGGAGGGAGAGGGGGCGGUGGAUGGGGAGGAGGAGGAAGAGGGGGUGGAUAUGGAGGUGGAGGUUAUGGUGCAGGAGGAGGCUAUGGCGGGGGCGGAGGAGGAAGAGGUGGUGGCUGGGGAGGAGGAGGAGGAUGGGGUGGUGGUGGGGGGAGUAAAGGUAACUGGAACCACGGUGGGGGAGGUGGAGGGAAGGGUUACUAUGGGAAAGGGUAUUAAGUUCUGUAUAGUGUUUUAAUUGUAGGCACGCUCAAACUCAGGAUCGUUGUUGUGGCUGUCUUUGGGGGGGCGUCCAAUACAAGUAAUCAGAUAUAGUAGAGAAGAUCGCACUCUUACUUAUUCUUUUAAAUAAAGUUGAAUGCACCAUGUCCAGGUUGCACAGAUGCGAGGAUGGCUUCACAGCGAAACGAGUCUUUGUAACCUGAACAUGGUACAUUAUUAAACUUUCUAGUCAAGAGAAUAAACAAGCAAUGUGCUUUUUUUGUACUCUGUCCUAUAUAAAGAGCCCAAGUCAUGAUUCUGUCAGUAAAAAGGAAUGGGAGUCAGGGCAGUGAUAAGUAAUUUUUCAAUUCGCUGCAUUUUUGAUCUGAAGUAGUCUACCACGAGCUGGUUUGAGAGGGGUAUAUCUUGGGCUCUCUGUUUUGGUGCAUUUUUUUAGUAGGUAUUGCAAGUUACUUAAAGUAUUUUUAAGGUGUGAAGUGAUGAUGAAAUGUGAACAUGAAAUGAUAUGUCCAGCUUUUCUGUUAACUUUUGCCACAUACAUACACAUUGAUGAGUGUGCUUGUUUUUUAUUUUAUUUUUUAAUUUUGGAAAGAGCUGGCAUCAACUUAACAUAGAAAUUCCAUAGUUUGGAAGCUAAUGAUUUUGAUUUGUCGAUUCUUUUGUAGGUGAUUAUCAUGUAUACAUACCAUACAAAGUGUGUCAGACGUCUUGGAAAGGUUUAAUAAAAUUAAAUACAGCACAAAUC